AUGGCGACGAGCGCGCCGCAGGCUCUAUAUGCGUCCGUUUCGUACCGAAAGGUGCCUGGAACACUAAAACUGGGACCAGAUGGUGUCUUAAAGUGGACUCCAUCGAGCUCUUCUAGCAGCGUUCCGGCCUUUCAAAUUCAGGACCACAAUUUGAACGGUAUGCAAGUGUCGAAGCCAGGUGCAGCGCAAGUGGCCCUGCGUCUGGUAGCGAAAGAGGGUCAUACCAUACACGGAGAAACCAGUGCAAUGUUGAAUUUUAAUGCAGACAGAGAGACGGCUAUGGCGCAUCGUGAACUCUUUAAAGAACGACUAGCCGCCGCCAUUGCCAAAGUGCGUUCCGCCGAGAGCUCAGGGCCGACUCAGGCACGUACAGACUCCACGAGCUCGGGCCGGGCGCAAGGCGAGGUCUCGGCCAUCUCGGAGCUGAAGCUGCGUGGUCAGGUACUCCUGGCGCAUCCUUCCCUUCUUGCGCUUCACAAGGACGUGGUCGGCACGGGUCUCCUAUCUGACGCCGACUUUUGGGCACACCCAUCACGGGCCGCUCUUCUACGCGCUGAACGAGCGCGUGUACAACAACGCACGGGACGAAGUGCGCGGAUCGCUGAUCCUCAUCCGACGCAGGGUGAGUCGGGGGAAUUGAAGAUCAACAUCACGCCGCAGUUGAUACGCCAGCUUUUUGAGCAAUACCCGGUACUGACACGCGCGUACGACGAAAAUGUGCCGCAGAGGCUAGAUGAGAGUACCUUUUGGAUGCGUUAUUUCCAGUCAAAGCUGUACCAUCGGCUUCGUACGUCACAGCGGUCGGCGGCCUCGGAACAGCACCUUCCGGACGACGACAUUUUCGACCGAUACCUUGAGCCUGAAGACGAUCAGCAAGACCAUGAAGCGACGGGGAAUACACAGGACUGGACGAUGCGUCCAGGCUAUGACCGCCGUGCCCUGCCCUUGGUGCGGCGCUUUAAUCGUCAUGCCGAGUCGCUUCUCAACUCGUCGCUUGGCGAGCUUACUGAAGCUGAUGCACGGCGAGUGCGCCGCAAGACAGGAGGUGUAGGAGAGGAGUAUGGGUCACCGUCAGAACCGACGCGUUACGAGACAGCGAUUGUACUGGACGAUUUGAAAGAACGUGUUGCUGCUCCCAGGCGGCGACUGGAUAUCCAGGACCCCAACGCGUAUUAUGGAGCAAGCGCAGUGGGGGACCAUGCUGCAAACAGCGGUGCGCAGGUUGAUGCGGAGCAGUUUCGGGCGCACCUCCAGGCAUGGCACCUUGACUUGACCCGCGCGGCGCCGCCCGGCUCGACGAUGCGGCAUGCCUUGGACGAUAUGCUUAAGAAUAUGACGCAGCAAAAAGAAGCACUUUUGGCAGGCGGUGCUGCCGGCUGUCGAGCAUGGGACUGGUGCACCGCUCGCGGCGAGUCCCCUCGAGCAGCGCGUGUCCAAAGCGCACCAGAUGGUGCGAGUACUGCAGAACACGACGAGUCGUGUUCAAAGCAUUGCUGA
Molecule: messenger RNA, 1497 nt
Organism: Malassezia sympodialis ATCC 42132
Lineage: Eukaryota; Fungi; Basidiomycota; Malasseziomycetes; Malasseziales; Malasseziaceae
Gene: TFB1
Exons: 3
Coding region: 1-1497 (498 amino acids)
Biological process (GO): nucleotide-excision repair; DNA-templated transcription
Cellular component (GO): transcription factor TFIIH core complex
Source: RefSeq, a predicted model, not a curated record